Messenger RNA from Ipomoea triloba (trilobed morning glory), 1938 nucleotides. RefSeq lists its product as uncharacterized. Gene Ontology annotation, molecular function: RNA binding. The record is from RefSeq and is a predicted model, not a curated record. Bases 420 to 1583 code for a protein of 387 amino acids. The transcript has 3 exons. NCBI's taxonomy places the organism in Eukaryota, Viridiplantae, Streptophyta, Magnoliopsida, Solanales, Convolvulaceae.
AAAAUUCCUUCCUUUACCUGUUUUCCUCUCUCUCAACCUGGAUGCCGUGCGGAACUGCGGACGGCGGAGGAGCCGUGGAGUGACGACGUGAGCCAGACCGGCGGUGGAUUGCGGAUUGCUGAGCUGAGAAAAUGUGCAUUCUAGCAAAUGAUAUUGUGUAAAAGAUGAAAUUUUGGGAAUGUGGGUACCUCUUGAUUUCAGUAUUUUGUUUAUUGGAGCGUGGACCAAGAUUAUUUAUACAAGAUUGUAAUGUUUCUCUCGCUAGUGACAAACUCUCUUGAACAAUGUUGCUGUCUCCGAGUUGGUUGUUGAUAAUGCCCCCAUUUAGCUCAGAAUCUCUAGAGAAGAUCUGAAACUCUGUCUAUUGAACCAUCAAGGCGUUAGACUGGCCUCUGGAUACCUGUAAAUCUGUAAUAACUAUGGCUGGCUCAAUGGCUCGAAUCAGGAGAUUUUUCUUGCCUUUGCUUGUCAAGCCAUUUUCUCCCCCCUCCCUCUCUCAUGGCCAGCCAAUUUUAAGAUACUCAAACCCCAUUGUGGAUCUCUCAAGGCCAAGACUAGUGAAUCUAUUUUCUCCACUAAAUAUUAGGUGGGGUCUGAGGAACUUUAGUCAUGGGACUGUGAAUUUUGUGAUAUCUUCAGAUGGGAAGCCGAAAUUCGAGACCCUUGAAACAGAUCCCCCAAAGAAGGAAAAAUGGAUGACAAAGAAGCGACUGAAGCAGCAGAGAAAGAGAGAGAAGCAGAAGAGGAAAGCUGCCAAUAAGAGAGAUCCCAGAAGGCUGGGAGUUAAAGGAAAGAAGAAAAAGCAGAAGUUUGCUACUGCCGAUGAAAGAAUUAAGCAGAAGAUUGAAAAUGCAAAAAUUAAGGAGGCCUUGCUCAUUGAGAGACUAAAGCGAUAUGAGGUUCCCAAAGUUCAAGGUCCUCAAGUUAUGCCACAUGAACUCACUGGGGAAGAAAGGUUUUAUAUCAAAAGAAUGGCCCAAAAAAAGUCAAAUUAUGUUCCGAUUGGUAGAAGGGGUGUGUUUGGAGGUGUUAUUCUUAAUAUGCAUCUCCAUUGGAAAAAGCAUGAAACUGUUAAGGUCUAUUGCAAGCCUUGUAAACCUGGUCAAAUCCAAGAGUAUGCCAGUGAAAUUGCUAGACUGAGUGGUGGAAUUCCAAUUCAGAUAAUUGGUGAUGAUACCAUAGUUUUCUAUCGAGGAAAGGAUUAUGUGCAACCAGAAGUGAUGUCACCGAUUGAUACAUUAUCCAAGAAGAGGGCAUUGGAAAAAUCCAAGUAUGAGCAGUCACUCGAGUCUGUAAGACGCUUUAUUGCCAUUGCUGAGAAGGAGCUUGAACUUUAUUACAGACAUGUUGCUCUCUAUGGUGAUCCCAGUGAUCGGAACCCCCAUUCUAUACUUAACAACUCUAUGAACAAAGAAGAGAGAAAGAAAAUCAAUCUGGGAAAGGAAGCUUCUUCAACAGCAAACAAAUGCUUUCAUGAAUCAGAGAUAUUUGCAGAUUACUCUGGUCAGGAGCUGUCUGACUAUGAUGAUGGUUUGGAUGAAGGCCAGCUGGCAAGUGAAGUAGAAUCUGCGGGGGAUAACUGAUGAGAGAUGUUCUCCUGGUGCAACGACUAUCAUGUGCCGAGCUUCUAGGACAUACUGUCACCAUGAUUACACCAUAAUAUUUUGCUGAUUUCUUCUCUAUCCCAUAUAAAUAUAUAAUUACCUGAUUCUGCCUUCUUUCUGUUCUUCUCCAAGUACCUGAUCUUUCUUCCCUUAAAAGUACGAUACAAUUACCUAUCACUCACCAAUGCCUGGAUUGAAAGUAUUUCUUUAUCUUUAUUCUUUUCCAUAACAAUCUAGUUUUUAUUUAAUUGAUUUCCUUGAAAAAAAAUUAUUUUGUUUGCUUUUAGAUUCAUAGAACAAUUUGUUCAUAGCAAGCUCUGAAUAGCAUUCAACU